This is a messenger RNA of Fukomys damarensis (Damara mole-rat), 5456 nucleotides long. It is a transcript of the gene Las1l, whose product is annotated as LAS1 like ribosome biogenesis factor. NCBI's taxonomy places the organism in Eukaryota, Metazoa, Chordata, Mammalia, Rodentia, Bathyergidae. The record is from RefSeq and is a predicted model, not a curated record. The transcript has 13 exons. Gene Ontology annotation, cellular component: preribosome, large subunit precursor; Las1 complex. Gene Ontology annotation, biological process: maturation of LSU-rRNA; maturation of 5.8S rRNA. Gene Ontology annotation, molecular function: endonuclease activity. The coding region runs from base 91 to 2328 and encodes 745 amino acids.
UGCAGAUUGUGGACGGUCCGGGACGGAUCCUGGAAACUAUCCCAUUUCUGGUGGGAAUCCCGUGCUGGGUUAGGUCUAAGUUCCUGGGGGAUGGAUCGAAUAUGGAGUGCAUGGUACGGAAAGUGCAUCAAAGAAAAAGGGUCGAUGCCACCAUUGGCUCAGAGCAUCGUGGUCGCUUGGCUCAGCAGGGCUGAAUGGGAGCAGGUGACGGUCUAUCUGUUCUGUGAUGACCAUAAAUUGCAACGGUAUGCGCUGAACCGCAUCACGGUGUGGAGGAGCAGGUUUGUGAAUCUUAUCUCUGAAAGGAAGACAAAGUUAACCAAGCUCCCCCUCAAGUUCCUGGCUCAGGAGGUGAACAUUCCUGAUUGGAUUGUUGAACUUCGCCAUGAAUUGACACACAAGAAAAUGCCCCAUCUAAAUGACUGUCGCAGAGGCUGCUACUUUGUCCUGGGUUGGCUCCAGAAGACCUAUUGGUGCCACCAACUGGAAAACAGCCUGAGAGACACCUGGGAGUUGGAGGAGGACAAGGCAGACAUGGAAGAAGACCAAGAGGUAGAUAAGAAUAUUGGUGUUGAUGACAUCACAGAACAGAGACUAGAGCCUCAGGACCAUGGCAAAGAUGCAGAGUUGGAUGUCAAAGCUGAUGGAGACAAUAAAGACAGUGAAGAGGUGGAUUCUCAUUGGGAAAAGGCUCUGGGACAUAAAGAGUUGUAUGAAAAAGCACGAGCAUUGCUAGUAUCAUAUGAAGAGGAACAAUUUAAGGUGCUGGAGAAAUUUAAGUAUUUACCUCAGGCCAUUAAGGCAUGGAAUAAUCUAUCUCCACGUAUAGAAGGCAUCUUGGCAGAGCUCAAAGGCAUUGCUUCAGAAAACAGGAAUGCUGUGCUGGAUGCUUUUCUGGAUGAUGGCUUCCUCGUUCCCACAUUUGAGCAGUUGGCAGUCUUGCAGAUAGAGUAUGAAGAAAAUGUGGACUUGAAUGACGUCUUGGUACCAAAGCCGUUCUCUCAGUUCUGGCAGCCCCUGCUCAGGGGCCUGCACUCCCAGACCUUCACGCAGGCCCUGCUGGAGAGGAUGUUCUCUGAGCUGUCAGCCUUGGAGGACAGUGGGAUCCGGCCCAGCUACAUCCUUAGAUGGACCAUUGAACUGAUCGUGGCCAACACUAAAUCUGGACCGAAUGCUCAUCGAUUUUCUGCAAGCCAGUGGGAAGCAAGAAGGAACUGGAGGCUAUUCAACAGCUCUGCCUCCCUUGACUGGCCCCAGGUGGUUGAGUCCUGCUUAGGCUCACCUUGCUGGGCCAGCCCCCAACUCCUUCAGCUUGUCUUCAAAGCCAUGGGACAGGUCCUGCCAGAUGGGGAACAGGAGAAGUUGCUGCGCAUAUGUUCCAUUUAUACUCAGAAUGAAGAAAACAACUUGCCAAAGGAGGACUCAGAGUCCCUCCACAUUGAGAAGUCUCCUUACACACUGGACAGCUUGUAUUGGAGUGUCAAACCAUCUAGUUCCAGUUGUGGGUCUGAAGGACAGACCCAGCAGCAGAGGGAGCAGGGCAGCCCUAAUGGUGAUAAUCAAAAAGAGAAGGAAGAGAAAAAGGCCCUGCAAGACCAAAUGGAGGGAGAGGAAGAAGAGGAAGGUAAUGACUUGGAAGAUGAAGAUGAUGAAGAAGAUGAUGAUGAUAAUGAUGAUGACGACGACGAUGACGACGAUGACGACGACGAUGAUGAUGAUGAUGAAGAGGAAGACAGAAUGGAAGUGAGACCUUUCUCUACUGUGUAUGAGUCCCCUGCUGUUCAGAAUGCCAGGCUUCUGGCCCAGAAAAGAGGAGCUUUGGAGGGCUCUGCAUGGCAAGUUAGCUCAGAAGAUGUACGAUGGGACACAUUCCCCUUAGGCCGCAUGCCAGGUCAGACUGAGGACCCAGCAGAGCUUAUGCUGGAGAACUAUGACACCAUGUAUCUUUUGGACCAGCCUGUGCUAGAGCAGCGGCUGGAACCCCCAUUGUGCAAGACUGGCUGCAGGAGUAUGACCAUGGAUCUGCCGGAGGGGAGUGAUGAUAGCUUUGCGCUCAGCUGUUACCUCAUCCAGCUGGAAGAACCUUUGAUCUGCAGGAAGCAAGAGAAUUCUGAGCUGGGCCAGAGAAAAGAGAGGCACCCUGGGCCUAAGUUGUGGUGUCGGCAGUGGCAAUUGCAGCAACAGCAGCAGCAACUUGGAGGGCCUUCUCUGGAGCCAGGGGCAGCUGCACGGGCUCAAAACUGGCCUGCAGCUAUUCUGAUGCCUGCCUUAAUGCCAAGUGUUCAUCCAUCCCUGCCAGAGCAACAGCUCACCCCACAGUACACCUGAUCUUCCAUGAUACAAUUUGGGAGACAGCCCAGAUCAAAACAUCAACUCAGCUUUCUACCAUAAUAAAAUGUGGAAUGAUUUUUCCCUUUUACUUUGCUUUGAAAACAAUGAACAGGCAACUGUAGUUUUGAUAUUUGUGAGAUGAAGGUGUGUAUGCCAGAGUAGACCAGUGUAGUUCUUCCUUUAGGUGCUCUAGGGCAGGCUGGAUGAUAACAAAGCUUUGAGCAGGAGCUGAAUCCUGAGGCCCCUUGGGCCCACUGGCUGUGAUUGCUCCCAUAGCUAGAUUUCACCCGUACCUUUUACCUGGUUCUUCAAACCAUUUCUGCACCCCUUACCUGUACUGUGCAGCCAGUUCACUUAGAAGCAUGAGACCACAGAGGAGAGGCAUUGCUGGCCAGAUCCUAGACAGAAACUGCAGUGUAUUUGUUGUAGGUAGGUUGCUCAUAGCUUCCUGAUGGUGAGAAGAAGACUCACAUUUUCCUGUUCAUCUCCUCACCUGCCCUCAGUGGAUACCAAACAGUAGUUGAAAGCCAGAGUUAUGCCUUUCUUUGUCACUUCUCUUUCGCCCUAGAAGAAAAAGAGUGGACUUUGCCUGCAGUGGGCAUUAGAGCCAAAAAACUAGAGACUGACCCAGAGCCACUUCUCUAUUGUCACCUUAUCCCUUCAGACACUCUCUCUUAACCUCAGAGUGCUUACUCUAUGUCAGGUCUGAGCUACCAAGAAAAUGGGGAUAAAUCGUGUUUUCACCCUCAGUGCUGUCAGCCUGGUGAGGAAGGAGAAAUUUACUAAGUAAUAACCUGUUACCUCUGCUAAGUGCCUGAUGGAAUUUCUAUAGAUGGUCGUGCCAAGAAAUUAUGGAGAGGACUUACAUUAUAAAAACUCCAACCAAGGGUUUUUUUGUUUUGGGGUGCUGGGGAUUAAACACAAGGCCUUGUGUGUACUAGGGAAAUGCUCUACUACUGAGCUACACCUCUGGCCCUUUAAUGAAGGAUUUUACCUUGAGUUAAGACCCCUAAAUACCUUGGCAGCUAUGUGUUACAAUCAUUUUUCUAAGGAGCUAGUUCAUAACUUUUAUUGUCAAAGUGUUUCAUAAUCUCACUGGCUCAAAAAGGUUGAGAUUUCUUAUAUGGACCCAAGCAUUAGGCAUGGGCAAAGCAGUUUUGUGUAUUGGUUAACACAAAGUAAGUUUCUAACUCUUCCCUCUCCCAUCACAAUGUCAAAGGCUAAAAUUUUCCCAGCAUACUGCAAUGUCAGCUGGAAGAGUUCUCAGAAGCAUCUAGGCAUUCUAAUGCAGGUACUUGAAAAUGUACUCUGGUUAGGUAUUCCAGCACCUGGAGAGAUGGGUGCUACAAGUUCUUGGCUCCUCCCUACCACUUCACCAGAGCAGCCCUGACUUUAUUAUAUAUGUGAUCCUAUAUAUAAUUUCUUUGGAAAGAUGGAGUUUGCUGUUAAGGUGUGGAAAAUCAGUUUUAGUCUUGCCCUCUUGUUUGAAAUAUAUCAAGACCCAGAGGCAGACAAAAAGGGAAGGAAUUUGUUCAUAGCCACAGCAAUUACUAGGUUGGUAAAGAUCUGUUUUCUUUCAAUGUCAACAUUGCUUGAUCAAGUUUUUGAAUCCUAUCAGACUCUCUGAAUCAGAGAGGUUGAAAAUUGGCAACAAUCUGGUUUAAUAGACCCUUCGGGUGAUUUUGAUGCACACCAAAGUUCAAAAUGCACUGGUAGAAGUUGCCCAAAGACCUGGGUUUCAACCAAGCUUUACCUCAUAAUGGGAACAAGUUUGGGUAAAAUCAUGCCAAAUUUUCACCUGUAAAAGGAUAAUAUUUGUCUUACAGACUUGUAAGGGUCAAAACAGGUAAUAAACUGAAAGUACUGUCUAAACAUCUUUUAUAUUGGUGAGUUGUGGGGAUUCCUGCCCAGAUUGGUGAGUCUUGAACUCAAGACUCGGGUCCCUAUAUAACCCGAUGAUGCUUUCCCCUGGACCUCAAAGACUGAACUACACAUAAAGAGCAGACUACCUGAGCCAAUUUCUAGUGCAGAACUGGAGAGCCAAAGGUCAUUCAUUGGCUCGAUUCCUGAAACCUAGGAACCAUGAGGCCAGGUCCAAGGAUUUUAGAUGGUAGGAGUAGAAGUGGGUACAUGGUUAUGAGGAAGUAACUUUAGUGUAGUUGUACCUGUCCUUAUUGGAGAUCAGGGACUGUUUAGAAGGGUCUUUUAACUGCAUCCGUUUAAAUGGAAAGCAGUGCUCAGGGAUCAAGGGAAGGAAACAUUCAGCGAUAGUAAUCGAGAACCCCCUCUGACCGGACAUAGUUCAUCAGAAAUGAACUCCCUGUUUUGUGGUACCGACUGUCAACAAAAUUACAAUAAAAUGAUAAGUGCUAAACAAAAAAUGUAUUGUCCAAGAAUUCUGCAAGGCCCAGAGGAGAGAGACUAACAGUGUCUGAACCAGUAAUUCGAACUGCUUGUUAGGUGACGUUAGUACUGGGUCUUAAAAGGCAAGACUUUAGUCAAAGCUAGGAAUAAAAGGAAGGCCAAAGUCAGAAGGACUUGAGAAAAAACAUGGUUAGGGGCAUGAGAACUAUUUCUAGGAUAAUUGGAACAUGAUGAUGCAAGUGUGUAAGUUGUGAAGCCAGAGGGGCGAGCUGGAGAGUGCUAUGGCCAGACCAGCAGAAUUUCAUCUAUGAUUAGGGAAGAAGCAUUGAACAUUAAAUUGUUCCCUCUUGGAAUUCUAAUUGUUCUUAACAUGAUCCCUACACUCACACUGUCAUUGUCUUCAAAGAAGUCUUUAUUUUUUAUUUUAUAUGUUGUUUCAUUCCACCACUAGAGUGCAAGUUCCCCCAAACAGGGUCUGGGUAGCCUAGUAUAGGCCAGGCACUGAUUUGGUGUUCAGUAAGAACUUAAUAAAGGUAUACCUGAGGAAUGUGAGAAGGGGAAGCAAGAGAAAAGACAGAAAAGAAGGGUGGAAAGAAAUGAGUACUCUUAGUCUUACGGGGGAUGACUGAAAAAAAAAAAAAAGAUUCUCAAGUUCACAAAUAGCUCCUUGCAAAGACUGCUAGGGCUGAGCUCCACUGCAGCCACUGUGAACCUCUGUAUUUAGAAUGAGACUGGCCUGGAAUAGUGUGGGGACUGAGUAG